GCUUGCGCCCUCGCUGCUCUUGGGGCAAGUUACCCCUCAGAGGCAGCAAGGAUCAGUGUGGGAUUCAGCCUGGUGGAUGCUGGUCUAGCCGCUGUACAGAGACGUGCUUGGUGGGGAAGGUGAAAGCAAUCUCCUCUCACCAUAGCCAUGGCGGCUGGUGAGGCAGCAGGCAGGCCUGGGCCUGCUUGCGUGCUGGGCAUCGACUUGGGUACGACAUCAGUUAAAGCAGCCCUGUUGACAGGGGCAGAGCGAGAGCAAGUGGUGGCAGAGAGUUGCUCCAGGGAGACGCAGGCAUACGCCAGUAGCCUGGAAGCUGGACCGCAGGGAAUGGAGCAGGAUGUCCGGAGAAUAGUAAGGGCACUCAAUGAAUGCCUUGCUGCUCUACCUCAGCAGCAGCUUCAAAGAGUCAGUCACAUUGGUAUUACAGGACAAAUGCAUGGGAUUGUAUUUUGGAAAAGAGAUAAAGGUUGCAAGUGGACAGAGAGUGGCCCAGGACCUACCUUUGAGCCAGAGGAAGUCAGUCAUCUGGUUACUUGGCAAGACACCCGCUGCAGUCCUACCUUCCUCUCUUCUCUUCCUCUGCCACAGUCGCAUAUCAGCUUGGCUACAGGAUUUGGAUGUGCCACAGUCUACUGGUAUUUAAAGAAGAGUCCAGGUUUUCUGAAGUCUUACGAUGCAGCUGGCACUAUCCAUGACUACGUGGUUGCCAUGUUGUGUGACCUGAGGAAGCCACUCAUGUCUGUCCAGAAUGCUGCCAGCUGGGGAUAUUUUAAUUCCAGAAAUAAAAGCUGGAAUACUGAUAUAUUGAAAGAAUCUGACUUUCCCAUUCACUUGCUUCCGGAGGUGGGAGACCCUGGCAGUAUUGCAGGCAGGACAGUCAGUGCAUGGCAUGGAAUCCCCAAAGGAGCAAAAGUAGGAAUUGCUCUGGGGGAUUUCCAGUGCUCUGUGUAUUCCUGUCUGACUGAGAGGACUGAUGCAGUUCUUAAUAUCAGCACCUCUGCUCAGCUGAGUAUCUCAAUGCCUCCUGGUUUCCAGCCUCCAGACAUGCCAGAUCCUUCCUCAGCUGUUACUUAUUUUCCCUACUUCAAUGGUGACUACUUGGCUGUGGCAGCAUCACUUAAUGGGGGCAACGUGCUAGCAACGUUUGUGGACAUGGUGGCACAGUGGGCAGAAGAGCUAGGACUUCAGGUCCAGGAGUCUGCCAUCUAUACAAAGAUAAUCAAAGCAGCCUUGGCCCAAACCAACAGCAAACUCUUGAUCCACCCAACCAUAUUUGGAGAGAGACACGUUCCUGAGCAGCUGGCAUCAGUGAGCAAUAUUGCUGUCUCUGACCUCUCUCUGGGUCAUGUAACCAGAGCUCUGUGCCGUGGCAUCAUUGAAAACCUCUGUUCCAUGCUACCUGUGAAGUGCCUGAUGGAGACUGGAGUGAGGAGGGUUCUGGGGAGCGGCAGUGCCCUUGCCAGGAACGAGGUGCUGAGGCAAGAAGUGGAAAGGGUUUUUCCAUUCCCUGUGGUUUACGGGAAGGAUGUUGAUGCUGCCAUGGGGGCUGCCAUGGUGAUGUUCCACAGAAAAUAAAGUCAUUGUUUGGGAUGGCCUGA
Pezoporus flaviventris is the source of this 1598-nucleotide messenger RNA. It is a transcript of the gene SHPK, whose product is annotated as sedoheptulokinase. The coding region runs from base 148 to 1575 and encodes 475 amino acids. The record is from RefSeq and is a predicted model, not a curated record. Gene Ontology annotation, molecular function: sedoheptulokinase activity. Gene Ontology annotation, biological process: carbohydrate metabolic process; cellular response to lipopolysaccharide. Lineage: Eukaryota; Metazoa; Chordata; Aves; Psittaciformes; Psittacidae. Gene Ontology annotation, cellular component: cytosol. The transcript is spliced from 7 exons.